Messenger RNA from Armigeres subalbatus, 644 nucleotides. RefSeq lists its product as uncharacterized. The coding region runs from base 151 to 489 and encodes 112 amino acids. NCBI's taxonomy places the organism in Eukaryota, Metazoa, Arthropoda, Insecta, Diptera, Culicidae. The transcript is spliced from 3 exons. The record is from RefSeq and is a predicted model, not a curated record.
UGGCCUCUAUAAAACGAGCCCGGUCUGGAGAAUUUAGCAACAGUAUCAUUUCAAGUUCGAAUUCAGAUAGUUGUUUGUGAUUGGAUCAAUUGGGGCAUUUUGUUACAAGAUUUAAUUUGGAAGCAGUGAAGUGCGUAAUAUCAAUAAAAAAUGAUAAAGGAAAUUGUUCUCCUCGGGUGUGUGAUAGCCGUAGCCACGGCCAUGCCUGCUUCCGAUUUCGGUGUUCCGGCCGCCGUCGAACAAUAUGAACCGGAUAGCCCAGCCGUCGUACUGGUGCAGCAAGAAAAUGAAGAUCUGGAAGGAGCUGAGACCGCCCACCGCGGACGAGGCUUCGGUGGAUAUGGUGGCGGAUUUGGAGGAUAUGGUGGCGGAUUUGGAGGUGGCUACGGAGGAUACGGUGGUGGAUACGGAAGAGGAGGAUAUGGAGGAUAUGGCGGAUAUGGUGGCUACGGAGGAUUCGGCGGACACCGUGGACACUUCCAUGGAUAAAUUGAUGUGGUACAACAUUUUUAUGUUUCAAUGAUUACGAACUGAUUACUGAUUAGAGAAUGCGCAGGGAAAAAGAAAACUCAAACCUCGAGAAACAUUUUUUUUUGUUUUCGGGAGAACUUGUAUGAAAAGCGAAUAAAACAUGAAAAAUUAAA